Bradysia coprophila is the source of this 1268-nucleotide messenger RNA. RefSeq names its product transaldolase (gene Taldo). Gene Ontology annotation, cellular component: intracellular anatomical structure; cytoplasm. The record is from RefSeq and is a predicted model, not a curated record. Lineage: Eukaryota; Metazoa; Arthropoda; Insecta; Diptera; Sciaridae. Gene Ontology annotation, molecular function: transaldolase activity. Gene Ontology annotation, biological process: pentose-phosphate shunt, non-oxidative branch; carbohydrate metabolic process; pentose-phosphate shunt.
GCAUUCAGUUUAAUCAAGUCAUAUUACGUGAGCUGAUUAUAUUGAAAAAUCAAAAGUGGGCUUUCGGUCGGGAUAACCUAGAACUUACGAGCUGAAUUUACAUUUUAAUUUCAAUUGUCUUUAGUCUGAUAAUGAGUGGUGAACCUCAGUCAAAGAAAACUAAAAUGUCGUCAACGUUGGAUCAACUAAAACAACUUACAACAAUUGUGGCUGAUACCGGCGACUUUGAAGCCAUGAAGGCUUACAAGCCGACAGACGCCACAACCAAUCCAUCGUUGAUUUUAUCAGCAGCUAGUAUGAAGCAAUACCAGCAUAUCAUCGAUAAAGCUGUCAAGCAUGGCAUCGAAUCCGGAACAACGAUGGAAGAAAAGAUCACAGAAGCAAUGGACUUGCUUUGCGUUUUGUUCGGCUGCGAAAUUUUGAAAAUCGUUCCUGGACGAGUCUCAACCGAAGUCGAUGCCCGUUUGUCUUUCGAUACCAAUGCCAGUGUUGAGAAGGCAUUGAAGUACAUAAAUCUCUACAAGGAGUUGGGCAUUGAUAAAAGUCGAAUUUUGAUCAAAUUGGCCUCCACCUGGGAAGGCAUUCAGGCAGCGAAAAUACUGGAAAAAGAACAUGGAAUCCAUUGCAAUUUGACGUUGCUGUUUUCGUUCUGUCAAGCCGUGUCGUGCGCCGAAGCAGGUGCAACAUUGAUCUCACCAUUCGUUGGACGCAUUCUGGAUUGGUAUGUGGAAAACACCAGUGACAAAACAUUUGCUCCUGAGGCUGAUCCGGGUGUAAUUUCGGUUACACAAAUCUACAAUUAUUACAAGAAGUUUGGAUAUAAAACCGUCGUCAUGGGGGCAUCGUUCCGUAACACCGGUGAAAUCAAGGAAUUAGCUGGAUGUGAUCUGUUGACAAUCAGUCCUAAGCUACUGGGUGAACUGGGAAGCAGCACCGAUCCGAUUGUCCAAAAGUUGGACGCGAACGAGGCGAAAAAGAGUACACAGGAGAAGAUCACAAUUGAUGAACCGAAGUUCCGUUGGAUGUUGAAUGAAGAUCGUAUGGCAACGGAAAAGCUAUCUGAUGGCAUUCGUAAAUUCGCGGCCGAUUCUAUCAAAUUGGAAUCGUUAUUGGGCGAACGUAUUUGCGCAGCAAAGUAAAACUUAAAAUUUAUUCCAUUACUGGCAAUGAGUUAAUCCAAAUUUAGCUUUGAAAGCAAUUCCUUUGUGAACAUUAAUUUGUUAAAAAUUUAAAAGUUUAAAAAUUUUCUAUUAAAAAAUCUUUUUAUA